AUGGAGGUGAAGGUUGAAACGAGAGCAAAGGGUGCCAUGGAUUCAUCUGGCUCCAACUUCAGACGUUUUAUUAUGGGGCGGGGCAGGGCUUCCGAUCAGUCCUGGCUUCGAACGCUAUACCAGCUGCUUCCCCUGGCACUUUCCCUGCUGUUACUUGCCGUACCAGCCUUCCGCGAUGUCGUUUUCCAUAUGGUUUCAUUCGCCUCAGAAACCCCCUCGAAUGCAAAAACGAAGGCCGAUUCUCGAUCACCAAUGGCUUUCACAGUUUUGCUGCUUGUUGUACUCCUGGAGUUGGUUACUUCUCGCGGGCUUAUGCGUUUCGGUGGUUUCCGCAGCAUUUUCUCGGGUAUUUGCAACCCCUUCUGGCUCGCAGUGGAGCUUGACUCAACCCCAAAACUAUCUGAGUCGAAAGCAGCUGUUUCGAGUCAGACCCUGAUUGUCAUUGUGCGACACAGCACGACUCGACGCCAAAACUAUUCACUCAUUGGUAGCUAUGUCGCACAAGAUUUGGCUCUAAGUGCUUGUGCGGGCAGUGAUCCAACUGUCAUCUUUGGUGGACAGAACCCUCUUGACGUGAUGAACUUCGGGUACACCAGCGUGCGUCUUCCUGUUGCAUUUGCCAUCUUCGCAUCGCUCGAAGGCGAUUGUUUCUCCAUUCUUGGCAAUAUACUGCGCAGAGGACACGGCGAGUACCAAGCUGACGAGCCUGGCUCUGGCAUUCUUCGUACCGUUCAACUUGAUGAACUUAUUGUAUCCUUUGACGACAUAUCGCCUAUCUCAUCCAUCUGUCCUGAAGUGACGGGCUUUGACCACACUAUUGACAGGGCUCUCUACUAUUACAUUUCGUUCUCAUCUAGUCUUGGACUUGACGCAGACAGAACGGGAUCCGUCAAAGCUGCCCUCAAUCAGUUUGGUUCACAUAAGGAGGCCAGUAUUCUAUCGCUUACUGGUCUGACUGUUUACUUUGCUGAUAACGCUUUUCUGUUCAUAGCCAGGCCUGGUUAUUUGGCCUUGAUCAGGUCCUGCUACAGCUAA
Dibothriocephalus latus is the source of this 1035-nucleotide messenger RNA. Lineage: Eukaryota; Metazoa; Platyhelminthes; Cestoda; Diphyllobothriidea; Diphyllobothriidae. The record is from the annotation of a GenBank genome assembly.